Branchiostoma belcheri (Belcher's lancelet) is the source of this 6957-nucleotide messenger RNA. RefSeq names its product mitogen-activated protein kinase kinase kinase 12-like. The transcript has 15 exons. The record is from RefSeq and is a predicted model, not a curated record. The coding region runs from base 181 to 3024 and encodes 947 amino acids. Gene Ontology annotation, molecular function: ATP binding; JUN kinase kinase kinase activity. Gene Ontology annotation, biological process: JNK cascade; protein autophosphorylation. Lineage: Eukaryota; Metazoa; Chordata; Leptocardii; Amphioxiformes; Branchiostomatidae.
UUGGUGGAACAGCAGAUUCCUGGGUUAGCCGACAUGGCGGCCUAGCGGUGUAGGAAGGAGAUGGAUGUUUUGGACACGAUUUCUGCUAUUUUUCAGCCGAUCUAGCCGCUUUUGGUGCAUCUAGAAAGAGAGGGCACAGCAGCUUGUAGUUGAGUGACGCGCUGGCCGCUCCUCCCACCUAUGCACACAGAACCCGUCAUGGCGGCCACGGCGGUUGCCGACCGACCGGACCACGCCAUCCUGCACAAGGACUCGCCCAUCGACAGCCGCAACGUCCCGUCCCACAUGAACAUUCUCACCAGUAACGACGUCAACGAGCGAUGUAAGAGUCCCGGCGUACUCAGCACCAGCACUGACACCGAGAACUUCGCCAACAGUAAACUGUGCAUAGAGGACAGCGAUGAAACAGACCCGAACCGCAGCACCACGCCCUGCACGUCCCAGUGUGCACCUGGGGAGAAGUCCUCGUCCUCGGACAACGCGCAGAACGUGCAGCUGCAGUACACCGGCGCCAACCGCAGCGGCAGCUGGUUUGACGGGCUGCUGGGCUGCCUCAGGCCUGUCUGGACCAUCAUAGGGAAAGCUACCACCAACGAACUGAAAAAUGGAGAUGACUGGGAGAUUCCGUUUGAGAACAUCUGUAACCUGCAGUGGCUGGGGAGCGGAGCGCAGGGCGCCGUGUUCCUGGGAACGCUCAACGGGGAGAAGGUCGCCGUGAAGAAAGUUCGGGAGGAGACCGAGACAGAGAUCAGACACCUGAGAAAACUCAACCAUCCCAACAUCAUCAAGUUCAAGGGUGUGUGUACGCAGGCUCCGUGUUACUGCAUCAUCAUGGAGUACUGUCCUCAGGGCCAGCUGUACGAGAACAUCCGCAGGGGGCUGGAGAUCCCCCCCAUGCGCAUGGUGGAGUGGGCCAAGCAGAUUGCCAGCGGCAUGUACUACUUACACCAGCACAAGAUCAUCCACCGAGACCUCAAGUCACCCAACGUGCUACUUGGGGUGAAUGACAGUCUGAAGAUUUCAGACUUUGGAACGAGCAAACUGUGGAGCGACAGAAGUACGCAGAUGUCCUUUGCGGGAACGGUCGCGUGGAUGGCCCCAGAGGUCAUCCGAAACGAACCAGUGUCGGAAAAAGUGGACAUCUGGUCGUUCGGUGUAGUGCUGUGGGAACUACUGACUGGGGAGUCACCAUACAAGGACGUUGACUCUUCAGCCAUUAUCUGGGGAGUGGGGAGUAACAGUCUCCACCUGCCUGUACCCACCACCUGUCCUGAAGGAUUCAAACUGCUCCUCAAACAGUGCUGGUCGGGUAAGCCCCGGAAUCGACCUUCCUUCAAACACAUUCUCAUGCAUCUUGACAUUGCUGGAUGUGAGAUCAUUGGACAGAACAGAGACACCUACUUUAAGACUCAGGAGAGUUGGCGGGAAGAAAUCUCCAUCCACUUUGAGAAGAUCCGUAGCGAGGGGAACCAGAUCCACAAGCUGGACGAGGAGCUGGUGUCCAGGAGGCGGGAGGAGCUGCGACACGCCAUGGACAUCCGCGAGCACUACGAGAAGAAACUGGAGCGAGCCAACAACCUGUACAUGGAGCUCAGCACAUGUAUGCUGCAGCUGGAGAACAGGGAGAGGGAACUCAUGAGGAAAGAGAAGCUGUUGGACAUGAAGCUGAAGAAGGAGAAGAUUUCCAUCAAGCCGAUGAUCAAGGCUCAGCAUCAGGCUGUGGAGAGACUCAUGAAGAACAAGGGAGCAAAGUACAAGACAAGUCUUCAUCUUCUUCAGAGAGUUGACAGUCCGUCCUCAGAGCCCAGGCACUAUGGAGAUGCGGAGCACUACGUCCACUUCACCCCCCGCAGCUCCCCGUCCACCCCGCGUCACUCUCCCAGCAAGCUGCGGGGCCAGCGCAGGAUGCACCGCAGGAGCACGAUUAGCCAUGCAGGGUCCGCACCAGGCUCACCACUCGCAUCUAACAAGAUGAGUCCAGUGAAAGAGAGGAAGUUGCACAACAUCCUCAAGUCGGAUACCACGCUGCAGAACGACGCAAACGAAACCCGUCUUGCCAGAACUGCUCUCAGGCAUUCCGCCCCGGGAAGGGCGAUGCGGCAAUACGCGCGCGAUUCCGACUCCAGGAGAAACAAUGAGAGGACUGACGGGGGUAGGGACAGUUGUCGCAAGAGCCCAAGUAGAACUCAUGCGGAAUUCACUCAGGUUUUAUACAACAUCAACACUAAGGGCUCCACCAGCGAAAGUGACAAUGGGAGGGGGGACAGUAGAAGGAAUAGCGGCAACUUUGGCGACGACGGGGGAAGUAGUGAACAGGAGGAGAAACAUGAACUAGGGGCAGAAGGGGGAGAAGAGCCGUGCAUACCCAACAACGUUCUUCCCAGCCCCGGGCACUGUGUAACAUGUAAAUGUCACAUGUCCCAUUCAAACCCACAUGUGGACGGUAUUCCGUCAAGGAGUGGCACCCCCACUGGGAAUGUGGAGGGACCAGGAGAGGAGGAAGAUGUCGGAGAGGGAACACAUCCACAGGAGACAGAAGAGGAGCAGGAGUUGCCUGAUUUACAGAGUAGAGAUGAGGAAAAGAAUGCUGAAGAGUCGUCUUCAGAAGAGGAGGAAGGUGAAGUGGACAGUGAGAUUGAUUUUCCACGGGCACAAAGCCGCCCGAUUCGCUGUCCCAACAGUCGUCAGUCGUACUCCACGGUGAGUUCGGAAGGCGGGAUGUCUGAGGAGGAGAACACAAGCGACCGUUCGCUGGGCCCGACCCCUGACCUCCUGUCCACCACCUCCAGCUUCAACAACACGGGGGAGUUCCACGACGUGGCUCACUCGCUGGCCGACAUGGCGCACUCGCUCUCCGACGGUCUGUCCGACAAGGAGAUGAACGUACGCAGAGUCAGGUCCCAGGUGCGCGAGCAUGUUUACGAGAACCCCCUGGCCAUGCUGGACUCUGACGAGAGCUCAGAUGACUGCUCGGACGCGACCACCGGCACCGUCAACUUCAAGAAUUCCACAGCUUCGUGGUGACGACAGUUGCUCCAGUCUUUGUUCAUUACCUCAUACUUGAUUUAUUAAUUUAAAAACUUAAAACCAACAAAACGACCUAGGACAAGAUCAAAGGAGAAAGGGUGUUCUAGUGUCUACCAUGUUGUGCCACACAAGAGACCUACUCUCAAGUAUUGUGUACCUUAUCAACAAGUCCAACUGGUUAUUGAAAACAACAAAUUAUAAUCAGACUAAGCGGUUGAUGGUUAAUUAACCUGUCAAUACCACUUGUAACUGAUUCCAUAGAAUGUCCUUCUGAGCCAUAGUUGAGAGAAAUAUUACCACAACAUCAGUGAAUAUUAUUCAUUAAUGACUUAACACCAAGGUGGUUGAAGCUUAAUCAAUUUAGUCCAAAGUUGACCAAGUUUAGAAGCAAUCAAGAACUGACUGUGUUAAUAAUUUAGACCAGUCUUGUAAAGGAAAUUGAUUGAGCUGUCUCCGGUUAAUGAGUUAGUGAUUUUCUUUUACCAAUGACUCUUUGGCGUCUUUGUUUUUAUCAAUAAUCAUAACUAGGUCUAAGACCAUCAACCCUCUAUCAAUUGGGAGAUGUCAAAAGAAGUGAAACCGAAAUGUAAAAACUACAUACAUUUUGGCUACUAAAGUUGUUUUUACUUCAGACCACUAACUGUUUACAGAAGUAACAAGAACCUGAAGUAAUCAUAUGGCACACUUGACUCCAUUCCCCAAAAUGCUAUUAUGAUAGAAAGAAAUUUAUUUUCAUUGAAUAUUCCAGUAUGGAAGUUUAAAGUGUGUGAUGUAGAGCACACUCGUUCAAUAUGGUAGUAAACAGUGUUUACCUCUAUAUGCUAACCCAGUGAAGACGUUGUCUGUGUCGUUAAUGCCAGACUUUUAUAGUUCUGUGGACUACCAAGUUAAAGACAAUAUCCAGUAUAUUGGUCGAAGUUGUAAUCCCUGGUGCAAUAUCUGCACUCUUCACAUAUGUUAAUACAUGUAUGUAGAACAGGUAUGUAUGAUUGCCCAGUACUGUAUGAAUGAAUGGAGCCGAUUGGCCAAUUCGACCAAAGAAUGAGUGCAGAUCUUACAAACACCGACCAAUAGAAAUGAUCAUUACUUAAUGGUAACAGUACGUUGUACCGCCCAGGUAUGUGAUCAAAGUAUACAGUAUACCAUAUCAACAGUUCUUGUGUAAUAUUAAUGUGUUACAAAAAAAGGUAGUAAGUUACCCAACGGUACUUAAAUUGUAAAUGUCCUCAAUGUACUGUACGCUGGCCUUGGAUCGUACAAAAAAAAUGUACAAGCCGUUGAUCCAUCAGUCUGUAUAAUAGCCCUAUGACUGGUCCGUGUAUAUAGAUAGGUAUACACACCAUUGUAUACUGUUAAAUACAUGACUGUUGUGAGCAUGUACAUGAUGUUUGUGUACUUAGACAUGCAGAUUGUAUAGUGUUGGGAGUUGGUAAGAGAGAAAGGCCAUGACAAUAUUUUUACUGAAAGUGGCAAAAGAAAAGUGAUUUCUGAUUGGCUGGUAUGCUCACUGGGGUGGGUUUUUGUAUGUACUUGCUGUAUGCUGAUGGGUCAACUUGAAAGCAUACCGAAAUUGUUAAAUGUGAGACUGGAUGUACGAAAAGGCAGACCUUAAAUUGGGUUGUUUUCUUAAAGUGACAGACUAGGAAGGAAUGCGGAAAAGACUCAAAACAUGUAACAAAACAAACCAUGACUGUAUUACCAUUGCUUGGAAGUGUAGGUUGUCUGUAGAUGUGCUUACACAAUCUUAAAGGCCCUUGUCAAAUUAUAAGAGAUGCGUCGUAAAGAAGAAGAGUUUUCCUCACAUUCCAUUAAAAGCAGCCAGUGGAAUUUCAUUCGUUCUUGAAAUGACCCUGCUGCAAUUUUUUUCCCUGACCCUGACAACCCUCUCUAAACGAGUGGAAUGUGCCAAGUGCAGGCGCUUCUGGUGUGGAAGAGUCCAUUGUACUGGCAGGAAGAGGGGUUAUUGGCUGACUGUUAGGGGAUGUUUAAUGGAAAUCUUGUGAUGACUCAAAGCUGGUCUUUGAUUUGCUGUAUCUUUUGACCCAUGUGGUAGGCAGAGGCAUGGAUUGUCAGCUGUAGUCAGGGUUGUACCCAAAUGUCUGUUCUCCAGGGAAUUUGGUCAUGUACAUGUACAUGUUGUACAUGUACAUGUUGUACAUGUACGUCUUGAGCUGGAUGGAUUUGGACAUUGUUACAACCAUCCUAUCCAAUGUAGAGUGUGGCAUUUAACAAUUUUCUAUGAAAUUUGGCAGCCACCAUUCUACAAAUGACAUACCUGUUACAAAACCCAGUGCUCAGAGCAUUGGGAGGCACCUUGCCCAACAGCAAAGUUUGCUGUGCAACUGGCAAGUAUGCAUCCUGUGAUAAAGAGCCCCCUUUUGACUUUAGGAUGUACUGCCCCUGAAUGUUGAACAGACAGGACUGCAGCUUGACAUGACUGUUCUGACCUUGAAUGGGUUUGACUGAUUUUACCUGAGUGUAAAGGAAUUGUUACUGGCAUGGGGGUUGUUUUUGAGUGUCUGGAUUCAACUGAAUUUGAUGUUUCUAAAGUUGGCUCACUAAAAGGGUUGAAGUCUCUUAGGAGACAUGCCCACUUUGACAGUAGCCAUGGAAACACAUUUGAUUGACAGUAUUUUGUCCAUCAAUCAACAGAUUCAAAAGUCUGGACAAUCCAACCUCCAUGAAUACAGUAGCAGAUUUCAAUGUGGAAACAUGUUGCCAAUUUUAUUUAUUAUCGAAAGGUUUCUUUAACUUUCCAUGUCCUGACAUUUUUCAAGGAACCAUUUUUUUUGUGAUUCAUGAAUCCUUUUUUUCUUUGUUUGCUUCUCAACAUUACUGUUUUAAUUCAGACUUUACCUCUAUGUUGUGCAAUAAUGCACUGACAACACAUUUGACCAUGGACCACUAUUUGAAAUGAUCCCCACUGAAUUGAGACAUGAAUGCUUGGGUGGUAUCCUGGAAGGAUACCCUCUAAAGAAAACAGAACUUUGUACCAAAUCACAAAUAAGGGGUGGCAAGGGAUACAUGGUACAUGUUCAGCCAUGAACUUGUUGACGAAAAGCUUAGUACUUAAAAGCUGCAGCAAUUUCAUCCUAAACUUCAUUUAAAAGGAACACCCCCCUCCCCACCACUGUGAUUGGUCUCUGACAGGUAGCUUCUUGGAAGGCUGUUCUGACUAAUGUCCUCACUUGUACUGCACUAUCAAUGUAUCAGAACAAGGUACAGAUAUUCUGGUGAUGUGGAUGAUUAUUACAUGUACAACCUUAAGGUGUGUCCAUGUGUCCUGUUUGCAUGGCUCCCACUUUGCCUGAACAACUAAAAAUGUGCUGUUUUUAACGGUGUUUUUAGGCUGUUCUUGAGUUCAAAUUUUUUUUAGUCUGGAGGUUUUUUUGCAGCUUUUUUGAAAAUCAACUUUAUCAUCAUGAAGGAAAUAUAGCUUAAUCAAGGAGGUUAUAUGUCUCCCCUAUAACCUCCUUGGUUUAAUUUGGAACAUAAAAAGACUGUCCAAAGGAAACACAGCGCACUUGCAGUCAACACUAUCAUGACUGUACUCAACUGUGUAGUGCAGUGAAAUACAAGGUACAUGUAUCAUGUCUACUUGAUAUUGAACUUAUGAGUCCGAUCAUUUAAUGAUGCCGAAGUGGGAACCAUGUAGCAGAACGCAUAACACCUUUGUCAUCUUGCACACCCUGUAACCAUGUAAACUGAAAUAACCAUUUUACACAAACUGUACUGUAAAAGGAAAAGGAUGAUGUUACCCUGUUUUCUGGGUAGAAACAUCAGUGGCGACGUAAUCUUGCCAUCUCUGACAUGUCCUGUAUUUCCAGUAGAAACUGUAAGAAGGAGAACCACUCUGUACUGUACAUGUAUGUAUCCUAACUUAGCCUGUACAUUGGUCUGUGUCAGUCAGUUAGAGGAAACUGAAAAUUA